Helobdella robusta is the source of this 1497-nucleotide messenger RNA. RefSeq lists its product as hypothetical. Bases 1 to 1497 code for a protein of 498 amino acids. The transcript has 20 exons. The record is from RefSeq and is a predicted model, not a curated record. Gene Ontology annotation, cellular component: cytoplasm. Gene Ontology annotation, biological process: intracellular signal transduction; protein phosphorylation. NCBI's taxonomy places the organism in Eukaryota, Metazoa, Annelida, Clitellata, Rhynchobdellida, Glossiphoniidae. Gene Ontology annotation, molecular function: ATP binding; protein serine/threonine kinase activity.
AUGGCCGAACGUCCGUUAGUUUCGCAAGUUAAAAUAGGCCAGUAUGUUCUCAAAGAGACUCUGGGCUGUGGAACUUUUGGAAAAGUUAAAGUGGGUGUCCACCAAUUGACUGGCCACAAAGUAGCCAUAAAAGUGAUAAAUAGGGAUAAAAUUAGGAACAUGAAUGUCGUGGGAAAAAUCAGACGAGAAAUUCAGAAUUUGAAACUCUUUCGACAUCCUCACAUCAUUAAAUUGUACCAAGUCAUUAGUACCCCGACUGAUAUAUUCAUGAUCAUGGAGUACGUUCAAGGUGGAGAACUCUUUGGCUACAUUGUUAAAAACAAAAGGCUACAAGAAGCAGAGGCGAGAAAGUUUUUUCAGCAAUGUAGCAUAGAUUACUGCCAUAGGCACAUGGUAGUACACCGAGACUUGAAGCCUGAAAAUAUACUGCUGGAUAAGUAUAAAAAUGUCAAGAUAUGCGAUUUCGGACUCUCUAACAUGAUGAUGGAUGGAGAAUUCCUGAGGACAAGCUGUGGUUCGCCUAAUUAUGCUGCUCCAGAAGUCAUUGCUGGCAGGAUGUAUGCAGGGCCUGAGGUGGAUGUAUGGAGUUGUGGAGUUGUCCUUUACACCCUUCUCUGUGGAAUGCUGCCAUUCGACGAUGCUGAUGUCAACUCCCUGUUCAGAAAGAUCAAAACUGGCAUCUUCCUGGUUCCCGAUUAUGUUGCGCCCACACCGGCUAAUCUUAUCAAGAAAAUGCUUCAGUUGGAUCCCAUAAAAAGAGCUACUAUCAAAGACAUUAAAGAACAUGAUUGGUUCAAAGUGGACCUGCCCGAGUAUUUGUUUCCGUCAGCAAGUGAUGUUGAUGCUUCCGUUGUUGACACUGAUGCUAUCAGAGAAGUUUGUCAGAAGUGUCAGGUUCUAGAGCAAGAUGUCCACCAUGCUCUGCUAAGUGGAGACCCUCAGGAUCAGCUGGUCAUUGCCUACAACCUCAUUGUCGACAACAAAAGAAUCUCAGACGAAUCUGAUCCAAAGAUCAGAAUUAAGGAUUUCUACUUUGCCGGAGACGUUAUGAAGUCAAGCGAGCAGUCGAAACCGCAUCCGGAGAGAAUGCCAGACAACACACAAAAAAAUCCACCCCUCAAGAAAGCAAAAUGGCAUCUAGGCAUAAGAUCUCAAAGCAAGCCUCAUGACAUUAUGCAAGAGGUAUAUAGGGCAUUGAAAUCGUUGAACUAUGAGUGGAAAAUAGUGAAUAAUUUCUCACUGAGAGUAAGAAGACCAGGCUCUACCCCUGGAGAUUUCAUCAAAAUAGGCCUGCAGCUGUACCAGGUAGAUGGCAAAAAUUUCCUUCUCGACUUCAAGAACCUGAACACGACCGACCAUCCUGAUGCCGCCAAAGUCAAAAGGAUGACUGCCCAGAAGCAAACCGAGGAUUCUUAUGGGGCUUCUGUGCAUCGUCCCUACCGAAUUUUGGAAUUCUUCGAGACCUGCUGCAGUAUCAUUUCAGUGCUGGCUCAGUGA